Kazachstania africana CBS 2517 is the source of this 2376-nucleotide messenger RNA. RefSeq names its product Tog1p (gene TOG1). The transcript has a single exon. Gene Ontology annotation, biological process: DNA-templated transcription; regulation of DNA-templated transcription. Gene Ontology annotation, molecular function: DNA-binding transcription factor activity, RNA polymerase II-specific; zinc ion binding; DNA binding. The record is from RefSeq and is a predicted model, not a curated record. Lineage: Eukaryota; Fungi; Ascomycota; Saccharomycetes; Saccharomycetales; Saccharomycetaceae. Bases 1 to 2376 code for a protein of 791 amino acids.
AUGGCGGGCUCGAGUAUAACAAAACCAUACACAUACAAUAAACGAUCAUCUCAUAGAGUUUCCAGAGCCUGUAACUCAUGCAGAAAAAGAAAAGUUAAGUGCAAUGGUGUCCAGCCUUGCUCUAAAUGUAUCACUUCUAAUUUGAGGUGUCAUUAUGAUGGAAUACAGGUAGAUAUGGUUAAAAAUAACCUUUAUAAGGAUGAAGAAGAUGUACGAAAAUGUUUAAGGCCCUUAGUUCAAUCGAUCAAGAAUUUAGAGAAACUGUCGUUUGCAAACCCAGCUAAAGUCAACUCCCUAAUACAGACACUUAGUACGUCCAUUGAAGAUUUGAAACAUGAUUUGAGAUUAUCUUUAAAAGAAGAAAGCGUCUCCAACCUACAGAGUGAAUUAUCUCUUGAGACGCAUUUGAUUGAUGGAGACUAUGUUUUAUUUAAUAGUUUUGCUGCUUUUCCAAUAAACUCAAGUAACACCAAGCAUACAUCGCUUUCAUUUUGGGGCCUUUACUCUCCCAUUAUGUUAUUGUCAGAUCAAGGAUUUAGAUGGCUAUUUAAAAGACUUCUUAUCUCUCCCAAUGUUGACGAUAUUGACGUUAAAAGGACAAUAUAUUUGUACCUCAAAUUUAUGGACUAUGCAACAUCCAUGUAUUUAGAGGCAACCGAGUAUUCUAAAAGCCCUUUAUUGUGGUAUCGAAAAAGCUUCGAUGUUGGCAGUACAACAACAGAUGUCGACUUAAUCAAAAUUAUAUUGCUCGACAUCUGCAAAAGUACUAGUUACGGUGCAGUUGGCAUAGAAAUCAAGAAACCAGAUAUGGUUAUGAAAAGCAUAAAUAGUCUAUACAAGCAUCUGGAUAAAAUGCCUGGCGUUUCAACAAGCCCAUCUAAACGAUUUCAAUUAGAGCCAUUAUUGUUCAUGUUAUUUUUAGAAGUACUUCAGAAGCCCUCUUACAGUGGGAUUUAUACCGUCGAAAUGCUUUCUCCUCAAUUGGAUUUUCUAGAAUUUUACUUUUGGUCGGCAGAAACCACUGCUCUAAAUAGAUUAAUAGGACCGAUUGUGAGAUUAGGAAUUGAUUUAGGCUUCAAUCGUUGGGAGUUUUAUCUCAAUCUCGAUGAAAAUGAAGCAAAUGAACGAAGAAAAAUGUGGUGGAAAUGCUAUUGGUGGGACAAAUACGGUUCUUUGUUAACAGGAAAGCAGUUCCAGAUUAUGGAAGAGCAGAUGGCAUGUUUACUUCCUAAAGAAUGGAUUGAACUUGGCGUUAAUGAAAAGAUGGACCCUUCUACAUUUAUGAGAUGCGUUAAUUUUGAGAAUUGUAGCAAUGAAGUUGCAGCAGAGAUAGGUCAUUACUUACUAGCCAAAAUUAUUCAACAGGUUUAUGUCAAGAUUAUGUAUAAUGCUCAGCUUUGCGAUUACAGAAUUUUUUCAAAGGAAUGCAGUGAAAUGGAGUCCACAGUCGAAAUUUUAUUUGAGGAAUGCGCCGAUAUAUGUCAACUGCUUGAUUCAAUGGAAGAACUCUUUUCUCAGCCUUUCUCUGCCUCUAAAAAUAUUGAAGACUAUGAAUUCUAUUUAACAUACGCCAACUCUAAGAUUUUGAUUCUUACAUACAUGGAAAAUGUGUGUGUAAGACUUUCAAGUGCAUCGAAUCCAUCAAAAAAAGGUGAUAUUGCUGCCUAUGUUGCAGAAUUGCAAGAAAAACGACUGGAUACUGCUGUUCGAGCUGUGCAGAGAAGUUUCUCCCAUGAGAGCCCUAAUACCUAUAAAUUUCUUCAAGUACACCUCAUGUUACUAAUACAGAUAAACAUCUACUGUAUUAAUAAUAUGGAAAAGGUUGGCGUAGAAAAUUAUCUCUUUUUAGCUUGUGAUAUUGCUUCCAUGUAUGCAGAUUACUUGCGCACAAUACAAAAGCCAGAAAAUGUUAAAUACAAGCAUUUUAUGAAGAGUAUUGAAAAUUGUAUUUAUUUCAUAUUUAUUUUGACUCGUGUUUCUUUUCAGAUACUUCAAAAAUCGCGAUCUAUAUCAGAAGUGCAGGUAAUUAAAAUGGCCCAAGAAUAUAGUACUUCAACAGGUCAUUUAUGUAAAGAGCUUUUGGAUGUUUCAUCACCUUGUUUUGCCGAGCUGCUGGCCUGUCCCUUUAUAAGUUCAUGGCACAAACAAGUAAAAGAUAUGGUACGAGAAGUUGGAGGUUCCACUUUUUUCGAAAAGUUGGAAACAACUGGAUAUGAAAGGAAAGAAAGAGUUAUUAUGCCUGAAAAAAACUCAAAAAUACAUAAUACUCUCAUAGAAGGAUUUGAGCCAUUCGAAAAUCUUGAGGAAUUUUUACGUCUAGAUAUAUUUCCAGACCUUUAUUCCAAUUUUUUCGGAACUGAUGAUUUCCAUAUAUAG